This is a messenger RNA of Calidris pugnax (ruff), 1210 nucleotides long. It is a transcript of the gene REP15, whose product is annotated as RAB15 effector protein. Bases 678 to 1130 code for a protein of 150 amino acids. NCBI's taxonomy places the organism in Eukaryota, Metazoa, Chordata, Aves, Charadriiformes, Scolopacidae. The transcript has a single exon. Gene Ontology annotation, biological process: receptor recycling. The record is from RefSeq and is a predicted model, not a curated record.
UUGUAUUUGAUAGUCGUGUGUGGUAGUGCACUGUCUGCCCAAGCUUCUGAGAUAAGCCAGUUACAGGCAGCAGCAACGCGAGCUCCUCCGUUGAGCCCAAAGUCCAGCCCCGUCCAUGUGCGUUGCCGUGGCACAACUGAUGCCACCAACAGUAACAGCAGUAAAUGGUAGGAUACGGGCAACGGCCCAUCAAAAAAGGCCACGAUGUCAUUUCCAGUACCCUGUGCAAUUCUUCAGGUUGGGAUGUGUGCUCAUCUCUGGGGGAUUUUCCCAUCUCCUGGAAACACCCAGUGCCAAUAAAAUGGCUUCUCCAGUGAGUCCUAGAAAGGAGCUCAAAGGAGAUAAGGUCAGACUGGAAUGGGAUAGCAUGGUCUAAAGAAAUGGUGCCAGAAUUAACAGUAAGGAAAAGAAGCCCAGGUGAAUUCAGGAAGUUACUGGGCCUGUUGGGUUGGUGGCUGCCCAGUCAGCUGUGGAGAAACACACCCAGGAGAAAGCCUGUCUGCCCCAUGGUCACGGCAGCUCUGCUGCUGCCAUGACCUUCAUCUGGAAGGUGGCAGGUAACCUGUGCAUGCUUAAUAGGGCUGGCUGAGCCCUGCACCCAGAAAGCCUUCACUGGAAAAGGCAGAGACUUCCCUGAGGCUCUCUGCAUGUGGAAAUGACCUCCUCCUGCACACGAAAUGGGCCAGAAGGUCUCACACGAAGACAACCAAGAGAACAAGGCUGAAACUCUAGUCAUCUGUGAAGUCUUCAGCCAAGGCGUGGUCCAUGCAUCUCAAAGGCUGAAGGACUGUCUUGGUUUUGUGGAUCCUCAGAGCAAAUUCCAGCCAGCAGCAAACACUCUGAGUGGGAUCUUCUUGGUCAGCUUCAUCAGGUUCUGCAUGGAAAAGGGAGUAGAGGAAUGUGUCACAAUCAGCAAACUGACCAAGCAGCACUCCUCCCCGUGCUGGGGUGGACUGGAUCUGGGCUCUGGAGCUGACAAGCAAAUCAAACUUCAGGUGGCUGUGCAGGCUUUACAGCUGGCUGAGCUUUUCCACAGCAAAGGUGGCCUCGCUGAGACAGUGGGGGACUGCUGCCAGGAAGCCACACUGGCAGGCGAGCACUACCGAAACAGGAGCAGGUGUGAGAUGUGAGGAAGAACUUCUUUGGGGUGAGGGUGGCAGAGCCCUGGAAGAGGCUGCCCAGGGAGGGUGUGGAGUCCCCUUCUCUGGAG